This is a messenger RNA of Alosa sapidissima (American shad), 2475 nucleotides long. It is a transcript of the gene scg2a, whose product is annotated as secretogranin II a. The record is from RefSeq and is a predicted model, not a curated record. NCBI's taxonomy places the organism in Eukaryota, Metazoa, Chordata, Actinopteri, Clupeiformes, Clupeidae. The transcript is spliced from 2 exons. Bases 103 to 2013 code for a protein of 636 amino acids.
AGAAUAUGUGCAAGUGUGUGUUGUCGCUGUUACGUAUGGUAAGUUAGUGACGUGCGGGUCAGGUGGAGCUUUUUAUAGCGCGUGGAACUGUCCGUGGUCCUGAUGAGAGAGAAACUGCGCACGGACUCCUUUCGACAGAGGAAGAGCGCACAAGUACAGAAGACGAAGGGACACAAUAAUGUUGCAGUCUUAUCACGCUUUGCACUGAAACACACAAACGCCAAGGGUGACAUCAUGCUGUCUUUAUCCAAUCGGCAGCCAACUGGGCUCCCCCUCUCCCUCCUCCUGGUUGCCGUGGCAACGGUGGGGGCCGGAAGAGUGUGGGGGGCCUCCUUGGGCCGGGCGGACCGAGCCCCCCCCCCCAGCACUGAGAUGCUGAGGGCACUCCACUACAUCCAGAGCCUCAGCCAGCAGGCAGCACCCGUCGCCAAGGGCAACCGCCAGCCACGCCCCAGGGAGGGGGAGGGGCCAGUGGAGGAAGGGGCGGGGCAACAGUGGCUGCAGGCGGUGCUGGAGACCCUGCAGGAGACACACCCCCAGUCCCUAAGCCCCGCCCUGACUGGUGCCAGCCGGAGGAGACACAGGAAGUACCCCCUGGAGCAAGAGCGAGGCGGAUGGGGCAACAGCCUGAAACGGACCAAUGAGAACGCACAGGACGAGCAGUACACGCCCCAGAAACUGGCCACCCUCCAAUCAGUGUUUGAGGAGCUACAGAAAAUCUCCUCCUCCAAGAGCAGGAGCGAGAACAAACGCCAGGGCCCCAGCGAUUACCAGGAGGAGGAGGAGGAGGAGGAGGAGGAGGAGGGAGGCGAUGGAGAUGAGGAUGAGGAGGAGGAUGCUGAGAGGAUGAGGAAGAUGACCUUGGAGGACUGGGACCCCCUGCAGGCCCAGAUGGACGAUGAGGAGGACGAGGAGGCGGACAGAGGAGCACUCAGCCAUGAGGAGGAAGACGAGUAUGAUGACCUGCUCGUCAAGAGGGACAGCCAAUCAGACGGCGUUGGCAGGCAGGGGGCGGGCCAGCCCGAUGACCUCAGCAGCCUGGUGGACUUCUACGUGCUGAGUGUCCUGGAGAAGACGGAGCAGCAGGAGGCGGUGAGGAGAGCCACUGAGCGGGAGGAGGAGGAGGAGGAGGAGGAGGAGGAGAGAGGAGUGGCCAGUCUUUCUCUGCUGGAGCUGGUGCGGCUCUCUGAGCAGCUGGGUCUCUCUCCUGACCAGCUGCUCAACCUGCUGAAGUCUACCAGCAACCCGCUGCCCCAGCAGGCACCUCCACGGACGCCCGCAAGGACCCCCACACACCUGCAGGCACCUCCACGGACGCCCACCAGGACCCCCACACACCUGCAGGCACCUCCACAGACGCCCGCGAGGACCCCCACACACCUGCAGGCACCUCCACAGAUGCCCUACGAGCUGAAGCUGCACGCAGCCAAUGCCCCUCUAGCCAGCACACACACACGAGGACACACACAUACACACACACACACACACACAUCCGCAGGCACACACCCAGGCCUCCUGAGCAGCCCCCACGCCCGGCCACUAGAGGCGCCAGAGGACGUCCUGGCCACAGCCCAGAUCCUGCACCUUCUCGGCCUGCCUGACCCCGUCCCCCACCAGCCACCCAAACCUGCCCCCGCGCCCCGCGGCCAUCCACUGGACCUGCUGUUCUCAGAGAGGAGCGUGGACGACCCCGAGAGUGACCCCGAGGACGAGAGCGAGGCCGAGGACGAGGACGAGGACGCCAGCCCCCUGGAGAGGUUGCUGCUGGAGCAGGGGCCAGAGGGCCAGGGUCUCCCGCCCCGGAGCGCUGGGGCAAGUGGCGAGCGCAGGCUGGAGCUCCGAGCCCUGACCCAUGUGCUGGAGGACUUCCUGGACCAGCCCGGCGCCAUGGAGACGCGGCAGAGGCAGCCCGUGGACAUAGCCGACGCCGAACCCGACGACACGUUGCAAAGCAUUCUGGGACUGCUGAGGCCAGAGCAGAAGGACAGUUCAGAGACAGGUCGCCUCAGCUAAAGGCCAGCAAGACUGGACAUGUGAAUAAUAUUACACACACACACACACACACACAUCUAUGUUGUCUCCUAUUUCCAGAUACCAGACUGAAGUAUUCCGAGGGCAGAGAGGGUGGCCUCAGAUGGACUCUGUGCUGACCACAGUAGCAGUGCUGUUCUAGGGACUCCCGGCCACAGCUCAUCCGUCUGCACAGCCCCUCCAGGUCCUAGUGCCUCCCUGCCGCAAACAGUAUGACUCUCACACACACAGACUAGACAACACACAGUCACCAGUCACAGUUCUCUCCCUCACCUCACACACACACACACGCACACACAUACACACACACACCCACGGUCAGUCACCCAGGCAGAUCUGACCAACACAUUCCACCUGGGCCCUGUUCUCCCUAGUGUACUUUAGUGUGUGUGUGUGUUAGUUGGUGUGUGAUGUACCUAGAGAUGAAUAAAGCAUAUGCACGCG